AUGUUGGGUAGUCUCCUGGGUCUCCCGAAGCCGGGCACCACUGCGGCCCAGCCGAUGAAGCGGCCGGCUGGUUCUAAGCAAACUUCUUCGAAGCAGACCACAAACCAGGGCGGCGCCAGUUCUUCGUCCUCUUCCAGCACCGCAGGUACUACUGCUAAGGGGUUGUUCGCAGCCAAUAGUGGAGCUGCAGGUAGUGCCGCUGCAGCAGAUGCCACCACUGAAAAUAAACCGCACCCACUGCUAAUGGCGACGGGGAAUUAUCAGCAAGACGGUGGUGCGGUGGCCGGGGCUUCCUCUACUUCUGGGACAACAGGUGGUCUCCACCCCAUGGCUCCUCCUGCUGUCGGAAUAAACCAAAACGACGGCGCGGCGGCUAGCAAGGAGGACUUUUUCGUUUUGAAGAAACGAAGAAUCGUGACGAAACCUUCCGCGGAGGGCCCGUCGCUGCUGUGGGUGGACAAGUACCAGCCGCAAUAUUUGGACGAUAUGGAUUUCCACGGCGAGUUUUCGCGUCUCAUGCUCAACGCGGCGAAGUCGAAAGAGCUGCCGCAUCUGCUGUUGUACGGACCAAAUGGCGCUGGGAAAAUGACCAGGGUAUAGACCAUGUAUGAAUGUAUACUACGACAGGAAACUCAAAAUUGUAUUGCAUGAUUGCCACCGAGCAUGGUUGGAAUUUGAAUUUGUCUUGCCAUACGAGCGAAGUGGAACAAAUGGAAAACCUAAUCCCUCUACUCCACAGGUCUACGCCCUGCUCCGGCAGAUUUUCGGGCACUCGAUCGACGACAACACGACCAAAAUGCGAAUCUGCGGCGAGGGCAGUGGAAAGUUUGAGAUUUGUGCCAAAACCUCGCUGUUUCACAUGGAAAUCAACCUGUCUGACGUGGGAAUCAAAGAUGUCAAAGUGGCGAAAACUUUGCUCAAAGAGUUCACCGGGGAGCGGCCGGUAUUUGUAGUGUUAGGUGUUUCUUUCACAACAAACUGUUCGACGUUGACGCGCGAUGAAGCUGAAGCACGGACUACGACAUGAGUAGAAUUGAUGUGCAUAUAGUACUUACUUAUUAAGAUGAUCCUCGCGCGACUGAAUCGCACUGAGGUUGUGCAGGACACAAAGACGAAGCCCUGGAUAUUAUAUUUCGCAUUCACUUCUUAUUCUUUUUCACAGCUGAACCGCGCGGCCUUCAAGGUGGUGAUUCUUAAAGGUGCAGACAAGCUGUCAAACGAGUGUCAGACCGCGCUGCGCCGGCUGAUCGAGGUGCGAUCGGAGUAUCCAAGAAAAAAACAUUGUAGGUGUAUCUUUUUUGGAGGAACAGCAUUACAAAUCUGUCUGGCAUGACAGCAAAAACCUGUCAUGCGCAGAUAGUACGUGAAAACGCCCUGUAAUGAACCCUACAAUGCAUGCCAAGCAUGACAGACGCAGUCAUCUCUCAUGUUGCGCAUCACAAAUUUACACUAACAACGUUUUUGUCUUGGAUACGGAGACAAACCGGUUCAUUUUCGUCUCCAACAGCAUCGGGGCCAUGAUUCUUCCCAUCCAGUUAUGACUGUGCACAACUCCCCCUCCCCCUCAGUUGUCAUGCAAAAACCCAAAUCCAGCUGCUACCUUGUGGCACCGCGUGCAUGACAAAUUCCGGAAAUCCAAACAGUACUUCUACACUCGGCGCAUAAACUUGUCAUGCACACGGUCCACCUGUACUGGGUGGUGUUUGUAAUGCUCUUUAUGUCAUACAAAUGAGGGGGAGUUAUGAACUCUCAUACUAGUCGCGUUGCUACGUGUACCGACUACCGUUGCCGAGCGAGGGGGAGAUAGUUGCGAAUUUGAAGAAAACGCUCGAGAAGGAGAAUCUGCACAACCUGAUCGGGAUCACCAACUUCGAAAAAAUCGUCCACGCUUGCAGGCAGGACAUGCGGAAAGCGCUGUUAAUUCUGGAAACGAUGGUCACCAUGAUGGCGAACCAGCAGCAGCCGCAGUGGAUGCAGGAGAUUCCUGACGCGCCGUGGGAGAAGUUGUGCAAGUCCAUCGCCACGUCCCUCCUCGGCGGGCCCUUUGUGCCAAAAACGGUGCUGGAGAUCCGGGCGAAGUUUUACACCCUGCUCGCGGCCACGAUCAGUGCCCAGUUGGUGCUCGAAACCAUUUGCGUGCAAAUGGCGGAGAUGGCGCCGGCCAUCACGGAUCAGAUCUGGAACGUCGCGAGCGUUUACACGGUGUCCAUCGCGAAAUCGGGAAAGGAGAUUUUUGCGUUGGAGGCGUUCGCCGCAAGGAUGCUCGCCCUGGUGGCGCAGUUGCGGGGAAUGGCAACGUGAUAAUAGAGAGGAAGUGAUUUAUGGCACUAUGAUGUUCAUCGUGGCCACCGCCACGAAUAUUCUCGUCCGUGGUACGUGGAAAUUGUGCCGAAUUUUAGGAGAACACCGUAUAUGCCAGGUGGAUUUUUU
Molecule: messenger RNA, 2430 nt
Organism: Amoebophrya sp. A120
Lineage: Eukaryota; Dinophyceae; Syndiniales; Amoebophryaceae
Source: the annotation of a GenBank genome assembly